This is a messenger RNA of Mollisia scopiformis, 656 nucleotides long. RefSeq lists its product as uncharacterized. The coding region runs from base 67 to 618 and encodes 183 amino acids. The record is from RefSeq and is a predicted model, not a curated record. The transcript has a single exon. NCBI's taxonomy places the organism in Eukaryota, Fungi, Ascomycota, Leotiomycetes, Helotiales, Mollisiaceae.
UAGCCAGCAGUCCACAACCUCUUUGAUCCUCACUCCUCAUCCUUUGCAAAUCAACGAUCCGGCGAAAUGACUUCUUCCUCUUCUAAAGCCAUACCAAAAGCACCACCAGACACGGGUCCGCCAUAUCCGACAUACGAAAGCCUCCGAGACGCCCAGAAAUGGGUCCGCUCCGCCCCCAACAGCGGCCAGCUACUAUUCUGGCCUCUCAACGGACCUCUUACCAGCGAUCUCGCGGUCUUGUCUACUCCCUUCACGCCAGAUACAAGAGAGCCGUAUUACAAUGAGACGAACGGUACAUGGCACCCGGUCUCCAAACUGCCGAUUACUGAGCCCAAAGUAUCCUCUAUCACCGUGCACGUGUACGAGCUGGAGCAGUGGGAGGAGAAUUGGUUGGACAUGCAUGAAGGCUGUUCGGGAGCGGGUGGAGAGGGUGUGGAGUGGGGCAUUUCGGAGCAUGAAGUUGACGAUGAGACGGAAGAGGUGGAGUUAGUGUUGCUGAAGUGCUGCGGGGUGGCGAGGCCCGUUGAUAAAGAUUACACCAUAGUAGUCAAACCCACGGUAGAUGGGGAUGAGGGCUUUGUGACGGUGCAUGAUUACUUGACGGCUGUGCAUCCUUAGCUUAUGGUCUUGAGGGGGGAGAUUCUGGCGGCGAUGGG